Messenger RNA from Thamnophis sirtalis, 1622 nucleotides. NCBI's taxonomy places the organism in Eukaryota, Metazoa, Chordata, Lepidosauria, Squamata, Natricidae. The record is from RefSeq and is a predicted model, not a curated record.
GUGGAGCUGACCGGCAGCAGCAUCUUCGACUACGUCCAUCCUGGAGACCAUCUAGAAGUGGAGCUGACCGGCAGCAGCAUCUUCGACUACGUCCAUCCUGGAGACCAUCUAGAAGUGGCCGAUCAGCUGGGGCUGAAGGCUCCCCUGGGUCCCGGCCACCCCCACCGCCCCAAAGCCCCCCUCCUGGGCUCUUCUGCCUCGUCCGAGGGUCCUCAGAUCACCGACUACAUGGACUUAAGUCCCUCGGAACUCGUGGGGAAGAGCUGCUAUCGAUUCAUCCAUGGAGAAGACGUGGAAGGCAUCCAGCAGAGCCACCUCGACUCAAGCCAGAAUGCAAGAACGUCGCUCUGGAUGUUUUCCAGGUUCCUGGCAUCCCCGCCAGACAAACGGAAGCCCCCAGCGCAGGGUCGGACUUCAAAGAGAGUGACCGGGGGAAGCCCCCGUGCCCAGCUGCCAAACCCCCAGGGACCCUGGCCCAGUCCUACCCCAGGAGCGUGGCCGAAAUGGGGCGGCACUGCCACCUGGUGGAGAGCAAGCCCAGUGCUCCUGAAACGAAAUACCCCCCAGAAGAGGAAGCAUCGGAGGACGGUGCCGGCAGCGAUGCAGAGACCCCUCCGAGGAAGAGGAUCAAGCUGGAGUUCCCUCCGGAGAGCCCCCCAUCCAAGGGGAAGGAGCAGACUCCGCUGUCCAGCUCCGAGGACUCCGACAGCAGCAGCGAUUCAGAGCCGGAGAUGGUCCCCCAGCAGACGGGGGCCUUGGCCAGGAAGGUGAACGGCUGCAAGACCGGCGGACGGAAAACCAUGGUCCCCGCCCGUCCCUGCACGUCAGAGUUCACCUCCGUCAUCCAGACCCAAAAGGGCGCCUCCCUCAGAUCCAACCCGGCCCUCAGCAUCAAAUCGGAGCAGGUCCCCCAGGCCAAAGUGGGGCUCUGGACCUGUCCGGGGGCGAAGGGCAGCCCCGCGAACAAAUCCCUCCGCCUGGAGAAGCCCCUCGUGAGACAGGCGUCCUCCCAUUUGUACGUCUCCAUCCCCGACUCGGUGCUCACCCCGCCCGAGGUGGACAACGGCCUGGCCAAGGGGCCCUUCGGCGCCUCUCCCCGGGCGGCCCCGUCUUCCUCGGGGGACACGCUCUCGCCUCCGCUCUCGGGCUCCCCCUGCGAGGACCGGGGCAGCGCCACGCCUUUCACCCCGCUGAUCUACCCGACGGAGAUGGACGUCCUCCAGAGGUUCCACUCGAGCAACGUGGUCGUCCCUUUGAUGCAUCAGCUCGGCAAUCCGCACCCCGGCUCCCCGGCCGGCUCCCCGGGACUCUACGCCACGAGCACCAUUCGCUACGCCCCCGCGGACAUGACCCUGGCCAUGCCCAGCAACAUGCUGCCGCCUUCGCACCACCCGCUCAGCCUGAUGGACAUCAGCAGUGCCGAGGCCAAGACCUCUCGGGAGAUCAUGUACCACCACCUGCAGCGGCUCAACAUGGUGGCCCCGUUUGGGAACUCGGCUAGCUUGGCCCAGAUUUCCGGCGGGGCCUUUGCGGCCGCUGACUCUUUGUUUUCCACCCUGCCCUUCUCCGUGGCCAGUGGGGGGAUCCACAGCGGGUCAGCUCUGGAGCGCAAGGAGGAUUAA